Messenger RNA from Peronospora matthiolae, 2319 nucleotides. The record is from the annotation of a GenBank genome assembly. NCBI's taxonomy places the organism in Eukaryota, Oomycota, Peronosporomycetes, Peronosporales, Peronosporaceae.
AUGGCCUUCAGAAAGAAGUUGUGCUGUUCAUGGGACUUUUCCAGCUCCCGUGCUAUCGAGUUGGACAACUUAGAUCGCGAGAGCUACCGAUGUCGGUCGGCUGUAUCCAGUGGUCGUGACUCAAGCGGUCUUCAUGUUCAACAGCACACGGGUGCUUCGCGACAGCCGAAACUCGUCUUCUCGGACUCGGACAUUUGCGAAGACGUGCUCGCGACCAUGUCAAAGCUUCAAGCAGCAGCGCUCAACGAUCAUGACAAAGAACAUGACAACAGGUGGAAGCUCCGUUCGGGCAAGAACGGGGUCGAGGUGGCCGAACUGAAGCCGCCCUACUUGUCCCUGGUCCAGCCUCACGACGAUAUCGAUCUGUUGCAUGCAGUAACGGCGAAAACCGAGCUCCGGUGUCACUUGAACGAAGCUUUGAGUGUCCUGCUGCACCAGGAAUCGGACAGCUAUGCUUCGACCAUGAAAGCUCUUUGCGGGAAGCAGUUCAAGACAGGUCACGUGCUUUUUCACCAAAGUGUUGGGCUCCACACGCCUUCGUCCAUUGCAAAACAAGCAGGUGGAGCUCCUCACCAAGCAGUGAUUUCCGUCGUUUCAGCCAGGAUGGGGCCGCCUCGAUCGAGCUUAAAGAUGCGGUUGCAGUCGCGUCAGCACCGAACGCAACAGCUCGUUUUUUCAACGUACACGCAUCAACAUGCGGACAAGAAACAUGCCGUGCAUUUGAUGAAGACGGUACCGAAGGACGUUUACAACCAGAUACUGCCGGACGCAGAGGAGUCGGUGCUACGCACUGGGAUCGAUCACCUUGGCAUUGGUUUUGACUUGCAGUUCACUCCUAGCACUGGAGGAAGUAUGCGACAACGUACUCGAAUCUUCGCUCAUGCGUAUGCAUCGGAGAAACCCACGCGAGCGUUUUCAACGCACGUUUCGCGUGAUCCUGAGGUGGAUGACACCACUUGUCCAGCUCAUGUUUUGACACGUCGUCGAGCUAUGCUCCUGAACUCGGAAGCUCGAGGCGUGAUGCGGAUACUGACCGAGUCACUGGAACAAUUUGACCGCGUCAUUCGUCGCCGUCGCUUUGGUUUCCAGUCCUUCAUCUACUUUCCAAAGGUGAACGCCGACCUGUUGUUUGAACGGUGCUGUCUGGUCUGCAACAAGAGCUUCAGCCUCUUUCGUCGAGAGUUCUACUGCCAACUCUGUGGGCACAUGGUAUGCAACGACUGCUCGGAGCAGUACGACGUCGAAGUGCGUAUUGGAGAGAUCCGGAAAAACCGUUGCUGCAGACUGUGUGUGGUCCGGGUGGACGCCUGCAAGUACGACGACGAAGACUUGCUCCCAGCGCUGGGUCCCAUUAUUGUGGAGACUCCUUCCGAAGACUGGAUUCCGAUCGACAAGUCAAUUCUGAACUCGUCAAGCCGAGACGACAAUGGUGAUCAGAAUGAGUCGAAGGAGAAUGAAGAAAUCGAUCGGAUGGAGAGAGUAGAUUCGGAAGAUGCUGAGGCAGGUAGUCGAUCUUUGGAGACGCUCGGCAACCUUUUGAGCAGGUCUUGCAGCACUUUAUCGUCUACUAGUACUGCCUUCUCGUCAAAGCUUUUGAACGGAGCCAGCCGAAGCAAGACCAAGCUGCUGCAAUCGAGAACUCGGAACAUGGCUCAGGUUCAUCGGGUCUUGAAUAGUGUCGAAGAGCAUUUGAACAAGACGCUGUGGAAAGCCAAGUUACAAAUGACAGUUGACGCUUGCGACGUGAGUGACCGGACGCGGGACUACAAGUAUAAAUACGAUGCGAGCCAAGUCAGUCACGCAGAUAUUCCAUUGGCACCAAAGCCGGAAGCACAGAAAGAUGCUCGUCGCAUCGAGUUGAUCAAAGGGUCAGGAGCCUUGCGAGCAGAUUACGAUCGGUCAGCCUUGGAUCUGAUUGCCGAAGUCGCAGCGAAACGUCUCAACUGUCCAAUUGGAGUCGUCUCGAUGGUCGAUGACAAGCAGUUCCAUGCAAUCGGCCACUACAAUCUUCCAGCAGAAGCCCACCUUCUUCCGCGCAAUGAGGUCCUCUGUAUCCAUUCCGUCUACGCUGAGAAACCGCUUGUGGUCAAGAAUCCUCAGCGGGAUAUGCGGUUUUCGAAAAUGCCGUGUGUCAAUGACCUUGGGGUCAAGUUCUACGCGGGGUUUCCACUACGAGCAUCGAGUGGGGAGGUCAUUGGCAACUUGUGUGCUCUCGACGGCGUCGCGCACAAUAACAUCUCGACGAAAGACUACGCAACGAUGGAAACGCUGGCUCAAUUGGCAUCGGAUUUGUUGCUACAGAACUUUUCAGAGACGUGA